Molecule: messenger RNA, 8386 nt
Organism: Dromaius novaehollandiae (emu)
Lineage: Eukaryota; Metazoa; Chordata; Aves; Casuariiformes; Dromaiidae
Gene: BCL11A
Product: BCL11 transcription factor A
Exons: 4
Coding region: 536-2740 (734 amino acids)
Biological process (GO): negative regulation of dendrite development; regulation of transcription by RNA polymerase II
Cellular component (GO): nucleus
Molecular function (GO): DNA-binding transcription factor activity; RNA polymerase II cis-regulatory region sequence-specific DNA binding
Source: RefSeq, a predicted model, not a curated record
GCCCGGUGCCGGGCGCCCCCCCGGCGCGCCCCCUCCCCUCUCCCCCCCGCGAGCACUGUCCAUUGGCUUGUCCUGCUCUCUUUUUCAUGUCCAGCCCCCGAUGAGUGUCCAUUGGUGUUGCCUUCGCCUUCCCUCCUCCCCUCUCCCCGGCUUGCCCUGCCCAUGUUUUGUAUGUCUCUGUCCAUCCAGGCUCCUGACGUUCAAGUUCGCAGGGACGUCACGUCCGCACUUGAACUUGCAGCUCAGGGGGGCUUUUGCCAUUUUUUUCAUCUCUCUCUCUCUCUCCUUCUCUCUCUCCCUCUCUCUCCCUCUCUCUCUCUCUCUCUUUUUUUUCCCUUGCACAAAAAAAAAAAAAAAGCCAUGACUGCUAUCCCACAAUUCAUCUUCCCUGCGCCAUCUUUGUAUUAUUUCUAAUUUAUUUUGGAUGUCAAAAGACAUUGAUGAAGAUAUUUUCUCUGGAGUCUCCUUCCUCUCUAACCCGUCUCUCCCGAUGUGAACCGAGCGACUCACAAGCCACCGAAGCCACCAACCCACCAUGUCGCGCCGCAAGCAAGGCAAACCCCAGCACUUAAGCAAACGGGAAUUUUCACCCGAACCUCUCGAAGCCAUCCUCACCGAUGACGAGCCCGAGCCCGGCACGCUGGGAGCGCCGGAAGGGGACCACGACCUCCUCACCUGUGGCCAGUGCCAGAUGAACUUCCCGCUGGGGGACAUUCUCGUUUUUAUUGAGCACAAACGGAAACAAUGCAAUGGCAGUCUCUGCUUGGAGAAGGCCGUGGAUAAGCCACCCUCGCCCUCGCCCAGCGAGCUGAGAAAAGCCUCCAACCCCGUGGAGGUUGGCAUCCAGGUUACGCCAGAGGAUGACGAUUGUUUAUCAACGUCAUCUAGAGGAAUUUGCCCUAAGCAGGAACAUAUAGCAGGUAAAGAUGAGCCCAGCAGCUACACGUGUACAACUUGUAAACAGCCUUUCAACAGCGCCUGGUUUCUCUUGCAACACGCACAGAACACGCACGGCUUAAGGAUCUACUUAGAAAGCGAGCACGGCAGCCCCCUGACGCCACGGGUUGGUAUCCCAUCAGGACUAGGUGCAGAGUGCCCUUCCCAGCCACCUCUCCACGGGAUUCACAUUGCAGACAAUAACCCUUUUAACCUGCUCAGAAUACCCGGCUCGGUCUCGCGAGAGGCGUCGGGCCUGGGCGAAGGGCGCUUCCCACCCACGCCUCCCCUCUUUAGCCCUCCCCCAAGGCACCAUUUGGAUCCGCAUCGCAUAGAGCGCCUGGGUGCGGAAGAAAUGGCUCUGGCCACCCAUCACCCUAGUGCCUUUGACAGGGUGCUGCGACUGAACCCCAUGGCGAUGGAGCCGCCGGCUAUGGAUUUCUCCCGGCGCCUGCGGGAGCUGGCCGGCAACACCUCCAGCCCGCCCUUGUCCCCGAGCCGGCCCAGCCCUAUGCAAAGGCUGCUGCAGCCCUUCCAGCCGGGCGGCAAGCCCCCGUUCCUGGCCACGCCGCCCCUGCCUCCCCUCCAGUCCGCGCCUCCUCCCGCCCAGCCGCCCAUCAAGUCCAAGUCGUGCGAGUUCUGCGGGAAGACCUUCAAGUUUCAGAGCAACCUGGUGGUGCACCGCCGGAGCCACACCGGCGAGAAGCCCUACAAGUGCAACCUCUGCGACCACGCGUGCACACAGGCCAGCAAGCUGAAGCGCCACAUGAAGACCCACAUGCACAAGUCGUCCCCCAUGACGGUCAAGUCGGACGACGGGCUCUCCACGGCCAGCUCCCCGGAGCCCGGCACCAGCGACCUCGUCGGCAGUGCCAGCAGCGCCCUCAAGUCCGUCGUGGCCAAGUUCAAGAGCGAGAACGACCCCAACAUGAUCCCGGAGAACGGGGACGAGGAAGAGGAGGAGGAGGAGGAGGAGGAGGAGGAGGAAGAGGAAGAAGAGGAGGAGGACUUGAACGAGAACGAGAGGCCGGACUACGGCUUCGGGAUGAACCUGGAGGCAGCCCGUCACCACGAGAACAACUCGCGGCCCGGCGAGGAGGGCCGGUCGAUGCCGGAUGUCAUGCAAGGUAUGGUCCUGAGCUCCAUGCAGCACUUCAGCGAGGCCUUCCACCAGGUCCUCGGGGAGAAGCAUAAACGAGGGCACCUCUCCGAGCCCGAGGUACACAGAGACACUUGCGACGAAGACUCGGUGGCCGGCGAGUCCGAUCGCAUUGACGAUGGCGCGGUGAACGGCCGGGGCUGCUCCCCGGGGGAGUCCGCCUCCGGGGGCCUGUCCAAAAAGCUGCUGCUGGGUAGCCCCAGCUCCCUGAGCCCUUUCUCGAAACGCAUUAAGCUCGAGAAGGAGUUUGACCUGCCCGCCGCGGCCAUGCCCAACACCGAAAACGUUUACUCCCAGUGGCUGGCCGGGUACGCUGCCUCGCGGCAGCUGAAGGACCCCUUCCUCAGCUUCGGCGACUCCAGACAAUCGCCCUUCGCCUCCUCCUCCGAGCACUCGUCGGAGAACGGCAGCUUGCGCUUCUCCACGCCGCCGGGGGAGCUGGACGGAGGGAUCUCGGGCCGCAGCGGCACGGGAAGCGGAGGGAGCACCCCCCAUAUUAGUGGCCCGGGCCCUGGAAGGCCCAGCUCAAAAGAGGGCAGACGCAGCGACACUUGUGCGACGUACCCCCCCGGCUGGCGCAGCGCCCAGGGAGCCCCGGACGUCUGGCAGUUUUCGGAUGGAAGUUCGAGAGCACUUAAAUUCUGAGCGGACGUGAAGCUCGGGGCGGCGGCGGUCGUGGUCGUGGCAUCCCCAGGCGGCCUGCUUUCCUGCUAGCUCGACGCGCUUUCUGACACUAGCUUGAGAAGUCACCGCCCGAAGGCAGCGUUCUCCAGGCUCCUUCCGCCUGCAAGACUAUCGUAUUUAUAUUUUGUAAUAGAGUACAACGUUUCUUUGGGGGGGGUUUUUUGGUUUCUUUUUUUUUUUUUUUUUAAAAAAAGACAAAAAAAACGAAAGCACCCACCCACUGUCAAGGGCUUACCGGUGGCUUUGACUGGCUCCUCUCCCUUUGGAAGAGACUGUUGUGCUCACGUGUUGAUGCCGUGUGGAGAACCCGGCCCGUUGUUUAUCUCCGUUAUGUGCCAUUUCUGAGAAGGUGCAGCUAAUGUUACAAAUUAAAAAUAAGACGAAAUGCAGUGUAGGUCUGUGGUGGGUGGGAAGUUGACAUAAUAAAUGUUGGAGCUUUAGGUUUUGUUUGCUCUUUCUUUAAUUUUUAAUGCUAACAAGGGCCAGGCAGCUGGUAUGACUUUGUAUUACCAUAUCAUCUGCAGAAAAUGAAGUACCGAGUUGGAAAAGAAAAAGCCAGAGUUUGCAGCCACACGAGGGGCUGCACGUCUGCAGACGUUUCCUAGAGAGCUAGAUGCGGCGGCGGGGUUAUUUAUGGCUGUGGUACCCCAAGCGGUGUAGGACUAGUGUUGGUGUUCAUUCAUGCUGACGGGGGGUCUCCUAACUCUCCAUCGGUACCUGCAUCCUAUUGACUAAUGCCGACUGUUGUAUUACGUUUCUGCUGUUUGAAUAUGUACUUUUGGGGUUGGUGGGAUCUAUAACUCUCUUUAAGUUGUCAUUGUUUGCUAAAACAAGACCAAAACCGACCAGCGGCUUUCAGGAGGGACGAUGGCUUUGCUGGGGAGACGUUGUCAGUGCCAGGAGGAGCGACCCCUUCCCCCAGCCUGUGGCAGGAGCGGAGUUGGUCUCCGCGUUGGGAAGCACAUGUUUACAUCCCAUGGUCUUUCACAGAGCACUUAAGCACUUGCAUAGCUUUUAUGCUUGCCAGUGAGACUUGUCCCUCGCUUAGAGCUGAGCACAGGCCCAAGGAUUUUGCUGGUCUAGGGCCCAAGUGCUUUGCUGAACGGAAGAUGGGUUAAGUGCAUGCUUUUGUGCUGUCUCGGAUGGGAUUUAUAGACUGUAGCUACUAAUGGCCGUGCCGGAUAGCAGGAAUGGACCUUAUUUGGUUAAACAAAAUAACUGCAUAGCGAGUGGAGGCAUUGCGCUGUCAUGUAAAACUGCCAGGACAUCCAUACCAGGUUGCAGUGGGACAUAGAAGAGUCUCAGGUCAGGGACCAAGUUAUUUAUUUGUAUGUAUUAACUUAAUUGUGACUUCCUUUUUUUAUUUAUGUCUUUUUUAAAAAUCUGAAUGAGACACCUGGCCGGGGUGAUUCUUUACUCGUGAAACGGCCAUAGAUAAAAAUGACGUUGCCUUUUUUAUAGGUGGUGGUUGUUCUUUUUUUUAAAAGAAGACUGCAAUUCUCAUUUUGUUCGGGGCAUAGCACAAGCACGGUCACUUUUGUAACUUAAGACUUUGCCAAGGGGCUGAGGCGAGCAGUCAGGAGGUAGAAGCACCUCUGCACACAAGCCAGGAGCCGGCCGGCCGCCUGGGGACUCGGUGCAUUGAUGAGGAUUGACUCAAAGAGAGCUAUUACACGUACCGUGGUGAUUCAGGCUUUGACACCCAGUAAUCCCUGCUAGCUACUCUCUUACGGUUCACGCUGGGGCCCAGGAGGGUGGCCGGGCCACCACACACUCGGCUGAGCGCUGCAGGUGCCUCUGUGUUUGCUGUGGGCAGAAGACCCCCACCGCAAGUACGGUGCAGGGUUGUCCCAAACACGUCCCAGAUCAGGCCUCUGCUCCCCACUCCAAUCAGAGUCAGGUCUGGCGCUGGCUCUGGGUCAGGGCGGAGAUACGAGGAAGGGACCUGCAGAGCAGUGGUCCCAGCGAGGCCCCUCUGUGCCUGCUCCUGUCUGGGAGACAAGCAUCAAAACUCCUACAGACUCCCACCUGGGAAGGCAGCAGAGACCCUCCCCAUCUUUCACAUUAGGAGAACUUUUUAAAAGGUUCUUCAUAUUUCACCUCCGUGUCUACUCACAUGGGUUUUUCUGAGCCCUGAAACCAUGAAUCCUGUUACACUAAGCAUCCCACUGAUUGCAAACGCACCAUGUGGAAAGGAGCUAACAGCUCCCAUUAGCUGCUGGCAUCCCCCCCUCCUGCUCCGGGAGACCUCCGCGCCAGACAGCUGUGCCAGGUUGGGGCUGAUGGGGCUCAUUUUAUCAAUUGCCAAGUUAGGGUGCUCUGGUCUCGUCUCCAGAUUACAAAACGGGGAUCUCCUGGCACAUAUUUGCAGAGCACCUAUAACAAAUAUAGUAAGUGAUGGCUGCUAAUCUGUCUUGCAGAGACUCUCUGGUGCAUUGACUAAUUCUUGUGGUGUCCUUAGACUUCAUUUGACCUACUAGAGUGCAGACAAAACUCAGUGCAUAGAUUGCUUCAUGGCAUUGCCAAAACAACCGGUCAUGCUUUUAAUGCUCUGACCUGGUGAGAUAAAGCCGGUGUGGCCUGCUUCCUCCAAAGUGAAUUCCUGCAGGAGUAGCCAAAAUCUGUGGCCUGGUGAUUUCCUUCAGCAACAGAAGCUAGCGCAAAGCAGAUAUCUUUCCCAGAAAGAGUGGAAAAUAAUAAAACAUUGACAACUAAAAGCAUUUCGCAAGUAGCGGAGUGUUGAGCCUGCUCCGUGAAGCACAGGGGGGAAAGGUUAUACUCUCCUUUUCUGAAGUGUUCAAGGGGAAGCGAAAUAGUCUUUAAAAUGUAUAUUUUUUAAUACAGGCAUUUUAAAAAAAAAAGAAACAACUCUUAGGAUUUUAAAACAUCUGCGGAAUUUACGUGUUGCCUUAAAAUUACAGAUACACGUAAGGAUCGCCCCGAGAGCCGCGGGCUGAGAGGUGAGCGGGGGCUCCCGCGCCUUGCCGGCAGCACGGUCCCGGGCGUGUCGGGGGGGCUGCGAGCAGCCUCGUGCCCUAACCGGAGGGGUCGCGGCGAUGCCUUUUUGUUUUUGACCGCCAUCCCGUGCCGGAUCCAGGCGCGCGGAGGAUCGCAAGCGAUUGCGUUAUGGUGGCUGAGCAAGUUUCUGCCCAUUAACAGAGGUUUCCCGUGCGUGUGGGGGGGGGGGGCUGGAAAGCUGUUAGCCUCAAAGCUCGAGGUUGUUCUGUUUUCUUUACAAGAGGGGCAAUAAAAAGCACAUAGCAAGAACGCAAAAUGUACGGCACAAGCGGUUACUGCUGUGGAAACACAAAAGCUUGAACUCAGGUCCUGAGCAGCAAAUUAACGAGACGUUAUUUUUAAGUAUUUUGUAUUUAAGCACAUUCGCAAUGUUUAAGUGUACACAUUACCUUCUAUCAAAAGACUUUAAAUACUAAAAAUAGUUUGUCUAUAUUAAAAAAAAACAAAAAUUCCUGAAGUUUGGGGUAUUUCUAAGAGCCAGAAGAAAAGCUCUUUUUGUUUUCCCCUCCAGUGGGCUGUAAUGGACUGAAAUGAGCAAGAUACCUGGAAAUCAGAUAGUUUAGCUUUGAUUUUUGGUUUGAAAAGCUGCUUUCAAAUGUGAAAGCAUCUCAUUUGUGCUGUAUUUUAUUUUUAAGCACAUUUUCAUGACAUUCAAAUGCAGCGGUUAACUCUUCUGUGAAGUCUCACUUAAAUUUUGCUUUCGAAGUAGUAUUUAUUUUGGAUUCAAGAAGCAUUUAGGUUAUAUGCAGUUACAGUGUUAGAAGAGAGAAGCAAGCACGUAAAAUAGGCCACUUCUUAAGCACUGUUUUUCUGAAAUGACCUAAAUGGAUCUUAAAAAACAGAUCUAAAAAUUUGUGAACGGGAUGUUAAAAAGCGACCGCUCCCCAAGCCCCACGUUUCACCGUGGCUCCGGCUUUGCGGCCCCGCCCACCCUGCGAAGCGACCGCGUCGCCGUGGGAAGGAGAACCGAGAGGAGAUUCUUCUUUGGCUUCUAGAGGUUAUUCCAGCGAAUAUGCUGUUUAUCCAGUACUUCUGUGUCCAAGGAAAUGCAUCCGACUUCUUCUUCUGUUGCGUGUGUUUGUGAGCUGUUGAGAAGCCAGCGACACGCGUGUGGGCUCACUCUCCAUCCGCCCACCAGGACUCUCGGUGCCAUGACUUGCGUUAACUUCUGGAGCAGACACUUGGUGUGGCCUUUUCCUGUCUUUAGAUGCAGAAGUGCUGCUGUCCUCCGGGGCCUCGUGGACGAUGUGGGGAGCUGAGUCAGGUGGGACGAGCAUGAUGAGAUGCAACGGGCUCUCCGCUGAACACGAUCUGCUUUUCAGGACUGCCUGGUCUGCUACUGAGUUGGUGUGAUAGCUCAGAUGAUCCUGCUACAAACGGUUAUCGAGGAGUAAGGCAAACAAUCCCCCUGAACAAGAAUGGCAGCUCAUUUGCUUCCUUUUUAAUUCUCUUGCUUUUUUUUCCCCAGUUUUCUCAGAUUUCGAGCAUAAUUAGACUUGUGUACUAUCAUUCAGUGGUAUAUUGUUAUACCAGCUUCUAGUUUCCAUCUCAAUAAAUCCUUGUUGCCCCUCCAUCUUGCCAAAUCCUCAACCUCCUCCCCCACCCCAAGCCUCCCUUUAACACUCAUCUUCUGCAGGGGUCAAAAUAAUCAAUUAUUCCUGAGGAAAGCCGGAGUUACACUAAAAAAACAAAAAAACAAAAAAACAAAAAUACGGCCCUUAUUCCUUAAUCUCACUGGAUAGAGUUACACAUCUGGUAGAGGCUUGUUCGUUGUUGCUAUUACUUUUAUUGCGUCUUUAGCGGUGAUGAAGUUCAGAUGGUCGAACCAGUGGGCCCCAAUUUAAUUUCGUCUGGCCUCCCAUAAUGAGCACUAUGUGAUCUCCUGGAAAUGCUGGCUCUGCUGUAAUUCCAGCGUGUAGGCGCUCGCAUGCCAUGGUAAUGGGCAAAGGCUGCGCGGAGAGACAGCUGGGUAGACAAAAACCUCACGGUGAGGGUGAAAAAAGGGGAAAUCUGGUAAUAGUGGUAAGAACGGGCGGGUGGAGGAAUCGGACAACUUCUGACGUGGCGCUUUGUCAUGUACGUAUCGGUCAAAUACCACAAUUGGAUGGGUGGGCGGAUGGACGGACAGAUGGAGGGAUAGUUUUUUGUGUCAAACCUAGAAGCAAAAUCACUAGGUGGACUUCAGCCUUUUCAGUGAUUGAGGUGUGUGCACUGUGACACUUUCCGAGUUUGCUUUAGUCCUGAUGGCUCUUCUGUGGUGAUUUCCAUUAUGCUCCAGGUUUCCAGUGGCAAUGUAUAGAAGCUCCCACCUCUCCCCAAAUGUCUGCAAAUGCAUGUGUCUAAGGGCUAUACAGGAUUCAUUUAUGGGCCUCCCACUGACGGGAUAUGUGCAUGCAAAAUGAAGGUUGUAUUUGGCUUCUAAUAUUCAAAUCUAUAUUCCAUAUUGUGUUGACCAAGAAAAACAACUCAGCCCCAGUGCUGAAGAAUGUGAUGGACUGAUGACUUUUAGAAACAAACUGUAAAUCAAGGAGGCUAAUAAAUACUUGCUAUUAAUAAAACGGGGCUACUGCCUUUCAAGUUAUUGUGACA